This is a messenger RNA of Osmerus eperlanus (European smelt), 3920 nucleotides long. It is a transcript of the gene elavl2, whose product is annotated as ELAV like neuron-specific RNA binding protein 2. The transcript has 8 exons. Gene Ontology annotation, molecular function: RNA binding. NCBI's taxonomy places the organism in Eukaryota, Metazoa, Chordata, Actinopteri, Osmeriformes, Osmeridae. The record is from RefSeq and is a predicted model, not a curated record. The coding region runs from base 392 to 1561 and encodes 389 amino acids. Gene Ontology annotation, cellular component: ribonucleoprotein complex.
UCUUCCUUUAAAGACAACCUCCUCCUUUCCUCAGUUUUCACUUAGUGAUGUCGCGUAUUUGUGUGGUGAACCUGUAAAGAGCAAGACAGGCAGAAGCCGACUUUUUUAAUUAUUUGAUUCCUUUUAUUUCUUCAGUUAUUUUCCUUUCAUUUGAGGCAUUCGCUCAAAGGGACCCAAUUCUGUAUUCUGUUUUAAUAAAUAUUUUAUUUCAUCCUUUUACCUUGUUUAUGUGUUGAUUUUUAUGUUUCUAAGUUUGAGCUAAGAGAAAGGCGGAAUUCAUAUUUUUAGGCUAUUGCCAAGUGUUUUCUUGAUUCUCUAUUUUCCAAGAGAUUGUUUGCCAGAGGACGUCCGUAACUUUCAUUUAUAGACACGACGGCAACUCCAAACUAACAUGGCAGUCAGACUGUGCGAUGUGGCUUCUCUGCUUAGAAGUGGCUCGUGGGCUGCCGAGCCUUGGACCGGGCAGGUGAUUGCCGCCAUGGAAACACAGCUGUCCAAUGGGCCAACUUGCAACAACACGAGCAAUGGCCCCUCCACAAUCUCGAACAACUGCUCCUCUCCUGUAGAGUCAGGGAGCUUGGAGGACAGUAAAACUAACUUGAUAGUCAACUAUCUGCCUCAGAACAUGACCCAAGAAGAGCUGAAGAGUUUGUUUGGGAGCAUCGGGGAGAUUGAGUCCUGUAAACUAGUGCGCGAUAAAAUAACAGGGCAGAGCCUAGGUUAUGGAUUUGUGAAUUAUGUGGACCCGAAAGAUGCAGAAAAAGCCAUCAACACCUUAAACGGCCUGAGACUUCAGACCAAAACUAUUAAGGUAUCCUACGCUCGGCCCAGCUCGGCCUCCAUCAGAGAUGCUAAUCUGUACGUCAGUGGCUUGCCAAAAACCAUGACUCAGAAGGAGCUGGAGCAGCUCUUCUCUCAGUACGGACGCAUCAUUACCUCGCGCAUUCUGGUGGACCAGGUGACCGGAGUUUCCCGAGGGGUGGGGUUCAUCCGCUUCGACCGGCGAAUCGAAGCAGAGGAGGCCAUCAAGGGCCUGAACGGCCAGAAGCCGCCCGGCGCCACCGAGCCCAUCACGGUGAAGUUCGCCAACAACCCGAGUCAGAAGACCAGCCAGGCGCUGCUCUCCCAGCUCUACCAGUCGCCCAAUCGAAGGUACCCUGGACCCCUCGCACAGCAGGCACAGCGUUUCAGGUUGGACAAUCUGCUAAACAUGGCUUACGGAGUGAAAAGCAGGUUCUCCCCCAUGGCUAUCGACGGAGUGACCAGCCUGGCUGGCAUCAACAUCCCGGGGCACGCUGGCACUGGCUGGUGCAUCUUCGUCUACAACCUGGCUCCAGACGCAGAUGAAAGCAUCCUGUGGCAGAUGUUUGGGCCGUUUGGCGCCGUCACAAAUGUCAAGGUCAUCCGCGACUUCAACACAAACAAGUGCAAAGGGUUCGGAUUUGUCACCAUGACCAACUACGACGAGGCAGCCAUGGCCAUCGCCAGCUUGAACGGAUACCGCCUCGGAGACAGAGUUCUGCAAGUCUCGUUCAAAACUAACAAAACGCACAAAGCCUAAUACCCACUCAGAUUGUUUAUAGAAAACUCUACAGAAAAAUGGAAACCUACCGACCGUAAACUUUCUACAUUAGUAAAAACAUCUUUGUAAAUCAAUGUUACGAAGGGAAACGAUAUUUAGCGUCCAACAAUGUGAUUUUCAUUUUUUUUCCUUCAUUGCUAGGCUUUCAAAUUCUUACACUACUUUAUGUUGAACCAGAAAAAAAAAUACUGCAGGUUUUCACGCCUGUGACGUUGCAUUCUCUUGCUGUCUUUACAGAUGGACCUUUUAAAAAUGUUACUGAUAGGUUUUUGUCGUUUUGUUGCACAUCUGCUUUGAAACAGUAAGUCUUGUAAGGCUUUGUGUAGUGAUUUACUUUGUAUUUUUCUGUGUUCUGAUUUGCCUUAGGUGCGUUUGCGUCUUAAGUGGUUUAACAAAGUGUUUAUUUGAAAAUAAUUUGCAGUUUUGUAAGUAUUUUGUUUAUUGUAUUAAUAUGAGUUGGUUAUUGGUUGGCUGCAUAAUGUUGCUUAUUGUAAAAUUAAUGGCGAAAAAGACAAAAAAAAUUCUUAAAGCAGUACCUUGCCAAAGAGCUAAGAACCUCUUUGAUGUGGGUUUAAAAAGCAUCUAUUUUUAUAAAAAGAAAAAUUUGGAGAAACUUUUUACUGGACCUGGAACAAAUAUUUUGACUUGGAUACUUUGACAAAUAUCUUCAUAUGACACCUUGUGAGCUUUUGAACUUUACCAGAAAGUUUGCAGUGGUUGAAAUUUCUGGAGAGAUUUAUGAUGUAAAAGAUACCUUUUGAGAUCUUUGUAUUAUCUUUAGAUUCUAGAAUCAAUGGCAGUGCUGGUUUCAUUUGUAAAAUCAUCUGUGGGUUGUCCUUACAUCCUGGUUGUUAUAUGACUAGCAACUCGCAUUCAGAUUUGAUUUGGAAACAGACAGAAAAAUACAAAGGUUUAUUCGCAAAAGUGCAUGCAAAAUUAUAACAUGGAAAUAUCUUAAAGGUAAAGGGGGGAUAAAAAUCAGUUCUUCCUAAAUGAUUCCCUUCAGACAGCUCAUGGUGUUUUGUGGUGUACUUAUACUAUAUCAUUAAAGACUGGUUUUGUCUUGAUCAAACCAAUAAGGGUUGUACCUGCUUUGUAUGAUAGGGAGGAAGACAAGCCGAGAAUGGCAGCAGCUUUGAAAAGUAGUUUGAAUGAAGAAUGGGAAGGAUUACUCCUGAGCUUAGAGCUAUGUAAAUAAGUCCUUUUUUAUGUUGAGUAUUUGCCUAACUUAAUUGAGUUUUUUUGGACUUUAUUGCAAAAGUGCUUUUUUUUCUUUUUUUAAGAGUACGUAUAGUAUGAUUUAGAUUUUUGGAUAUUGCCUUUUGUUUCAGUUUUGCUGAAAGUUGUUUACAUUCAGUUGAAAAACUUGAUUUGUUGUCCUAUGGACUACAUUCGUCCUAUGGAGUUGUUGGUUUUCUGGUCUGUAGUCUUGCUUUGGAUAUAAAAAAAACUAUAGACUUUUUUGUUGUUUUUGUUUUAUAUAUAAACAUUAUAGAUAUAUAUAUAUUUAUGUGGUAAAGAAUGGAUAUAAACCACAGUUUUGAACUAUUUGAUUACUUUUUUUUCUUCAUAUUCAUAUAUACAUAAUGCAUAUAACCUGUCUUAAAAAUCGUAAAAGGUGUAUAUUGCUUUAUUCACUUUGGGGAAGAACAAUGAAGCAGUUCGUGACCAUAGCAAAAAGGGGUCGCAAGAGAUUGCCGAACAACAUCUUGCUUAUCUCGAACAAACAGAGGCUGGUCGGGCCUUAGAUGCACUGAAUACUGCACCUGCAUCCUGCUUUGUAUUUAAACUAAUUACUAGUCAUGCUUCCCCUUAAAAUGAGCAGUGUGCUAUGCAUUAUAUAUUUAUCUUUGCGACUGCUUUUUCUUUUUUCUUUUCUCUUUUUUGUUUUUUUCUUCCCUUUAUCGUUUGAACUUUUAGUUUUACCUUUUGUUUCCUUGUAGAAGUGAAACUUUGAGUCUAGAUGAGCUGAGCCCCUCCUGCUGCUCUGGGGUAGGCCUGCCUUGUCUCAUUCCAGACCUCACUGCUCUUCAGAGGAACACCGAGAACCACCUCCGUGGCCCAUUGGUGUGUUCCGACGCUGAAGCAGUGAUGUUCUGGCAUGACAUAACAGGACCCUCAUGCCCCCACUAGAUCUCAAUUCUAAAUGUGAGAAUGAUUAUUUAUUUGAAGUUGUACAGUAUGACUUGGCUCACAGCAUUUUUUGGGGGGAUAGAAUAUAUCUUUUUGUUGAGUAUUUAAAAGGAUGUACAUGUUUUUUUCUUUGUGUUUGGAAUACAAUACUUACUGUAUUUUUUCAUGUUCAGUACAUCAAUAAAUAAGUUGAAGGGAAAUGCAA